Molecule: messenger RNA, 1556 nt
Organism: Brassica napus (rape)
Lineage: Eukaryota; Viridiplantae; Streptophyta; Magnoliopsida; Brassicales; Brassicaceae
Product: cathepsin L
Exons: 8
Coding region: 313-1236 (307 amino acids)
Cellular component (GO): lysosome
Molecular function (GO): cysteine-type endopeptidase activity
Source: RefSeq, a predicted model, not a curated record
UAAACGGGAGAAUUGAGGAUAGGGGGUAUAACUAAUAGUAUUAAAUAUUUUGCAGGACCUGAUCAAAUAUAAAGCAAUAGUAGUUUUUGUUUAGUUAAAACAAAUCUAAACUUUUUUGAGAAAGAAAACAAAUCUAAACUUAAGGGACUAAAACUUGAAAAAAAAAAAGAGUACACGAAUAAACAGUGCUGAUAAAUAGUACAACAGUCGCUCACAGUUCAUAUCUCCUUUCCUUGUUGUCCAUUUUUGGUGACGUUCAUUGUUCAUAUCUCUUCUCUUUUUUCUUUCUCCGUUUGAGGUGACGUUACGAAGAUGGAAGAAAUGGAAGAAGAAGAAGAUGAUGAUGAAGUCUAUUCUUAUGGAGGAGGAAAAGGCUAUAAAGCCAACAAACGAAAAACGAAAAAGAAAAAGGAAAAGCCCACCCAACCUCAGAAAUUGGUCCCAUCCGAUGACAAUUUUCCAACAGAUCUUGAAGAAGGCACUACACAAACUGAGUUGGAUUGGUUAACCAAAAGGAACGGUGCUCUAAGAAACGUGACCGAUCAAGGAAAUAGACGUACUUGCUGGACGAUUGCUUCAACGAGAGGCUUGUCUGCAAGUCUUGUAAUUGCAGACAGAUUUGAUCCUCCUGAUGCCAACUUAUCAGCUCUCCAUAUGCUAGUAGGUUUGAUUGACAAAGUAGAUACCACCGGUGGACUACAAAACCUUGAGCAUCUAAGGAGUUUUAUGAUCAAUUGGGGUGCUGUUUUAGAGGAAGACUGUGACUGUCCUCAGUUAGCCCUAGAAUCGAAAAAGGAUUCAUCUAAACCCAAACCGGUUCUAUGUACCAACAAAAAAAAAGCCAAGCAAACUCGCACGUUUAAGGUUAAAGAUCUCAUCAUUCUAAAGGAGGUCGAUGAAAAAGAACUCAUGCGCUUGGUCAAUUUGGGACCUGUGGCAGUUACUAUAGAUGUGCACACAGCCUUUAGUACCUUCAAAGGGGAUGGUAUCUACACGGGACCUACAAAUAAGUGUCGCAAACUGGACAGGCACAUGUUAUUAGUGUACGGAUAUGGAACUGACAAGUUGACAGGAAUCCAUUAUUGGAGAGUUCAGAAUUCAGCAGGACUUACUUGGGGGAUGAAUGGAUAUGGAAAAAUAGUUAGACAAAUCAGCCGUGGUACAGAAGCAAAUAAGUCUUUGUUUACUAGCGUUAUUUAUCCUCAGCUUCUUGAUCACUAUGAAGGGCAAAAGUAAAAUGUCUGGAAAGAUGAGGAAGACUCGCCUUGUCUAAUACUAAGAAGAGCUUCUGAUGAAAGGACAAAAGGGAAAACGUCUCCAGAGAAUAGUUUUUUUUCUUCUCAAAAACAACUCUUUUACUUGCUUCCACUCUCUCCAGAGAAUAGUUUCUGGUUUAGACAUUCUCGACUGCUUUUCUUCUUCUUUUAUUUACUUACUCGCUCGCGUCUAUUUGUGUGCGUUUUAUUUCUGUUUCUUUCUUUUAUUUGCUAAAACAUUUCUCAGUUCUGUUUUAGACCUUGAUGAGGAGUGUAUAUACAUUACCAAGUGGUUCAGAC